This is a messenger RNA of Vanessa atalanta (red admiral), 743 nucleotides long. RefSeq lists its product as uncharacterized. NCBI's taxonomy places the organism in Eukaryota, Metazoa, Arthropoda, Insecta, Lepidoptera, Nymphalidae. The transcript is spliced from 3 exons. Bases 1 to 336 code for a protein of 111 amino acids. The record is from RefSeq and is a predicted model, not a curated record.
AUGUACAACAAGCUUAUACAGUCUCCAAUUGUACUCCUCUCCGUGCUUUGCAUUGUCUCGGCUAAACCAUUGUCCAUAAUACAACCAGAUCACCCGCCGCUGGCCGCUGAACUGAGCUCUCGUGUGGCCGCACACACGUCCCGGCUGCAGGAGCCCAAGCAAGACGCGCGUCUCCCUAUACCUACAGCUCAGGACCUGGAAGCGGUCAGAAAGAUUGCGCAAGUCCUCGUCAUGCUAGGCCAACAGGUAAUACCAGCUCUAAUCGGCGGAACAGGAGCUGGAAAUGGGGGCACAACAGUUACGGAGAUACCCAACGAUAUAGUUAAUAGCCUUUAAUAUAUAUUUAGAUAAAAAGUGUAAGAACAAUAAUGUAAAAGGGGCAAGGGUAUAUCAAUAAAAGGGUAUGAUGCUUAUGGCGUGAACGUUUGAUCAAAAUUUAAGCAAACAAUUGCAAUUAGUUUUAAAAUGAUGUAAUCCUUUCUUUAAUACCAGUAUUAAUAACAGUUCAUCUCCGAUGCUUGAGAUAAUUUUUUUACACAGAAUAAUAAUAGGUUCUUUAUUUAAAAGAAAUACUAUAAAAUAUUUUCUAAUAGUAUUGAAAUAUAUUUUUUGUUACUGUUUUUGAGACUGAUACCAUAAUCUUGUUAAAUUAAUAACCAAUUUAUUAUUACCGUUUGUUAGCAUGUUUAAAAAAUGUAUCGUUGUAUUUACUUAAUAAUGAUAGCAUUUAAGGAUGUACAAAA